This is a messenger RNA of Rotaria sp. Silwood1, 854 nucleotides long. The record is from the annotation of a GenBank genome assembly. NCBI's taxonomy places the organism in Eukaryota, Metazoa, Rotifera, Eurotatoria, Philodinida, Philodinidae.
AUGCCAAGCCGAGCAGUCGUGAAUAAGUUGAAAGUUUGUGAGAUUCCAUCUGAAUUAAAAAGAUUAAAUAAUCUUGAAAAACAUUUGAUUGCUUUAAGAUUACCAUUUAUGAAAAUCGUAAAUUUAACAUCAGGAAAACUAUCAAGUAGAUUGACACAAAAAGGUACUAAAGGACCACUUCAUUGUGUGCCAUCAGAUGUAGAAGACACUGUAACUAUCUUACCUCGUCCAGUUGAUAAAUCCAUGAUGGUCCGAUUACAACUGAAACGACGACUAAAAUACAAAGCUGUAUGGGAAGAACAAUUAAUAAAUCCAAAUGAUGUAAGAGAUGCACUAUUUGUUUUAACUAAGAUGCAUCCAGGAUAUAAAAGCAUAAAGAUAAAUGAUAUUCAUGAAAAUUAUCUUACAUCUGAUCAAGAAAAAAACUAUGACAAUAAUAUUGAAUUAGUAGUUGAACCAAUGGAUGUUGACAACAUAUCAGAAGAAGCUGUCAUUGAACAAACAGAAGUAUCUAAUGAACAUAGUCUAAAAAGAUUAGCUUUGGGUGAUAUUGAUAAUACUAUUGAUAGUGAUGAAGAAAUCAAUGAAGAUGAUAAAGAUAUUCGUACUAAAUAUAAUAUUGGUACAGAUUCAUGUACUCAACCAUGUGAUUUUAAUGAUUUUUUAGUGUUUGAUAAAGAACCAUGCGUAGUGGCACCAGCUGAAAAAAAUAAAUUAAGUUCAUUAUUAACAGAUAAAAAGAUUGAAGCAUUAGCCUUUCCUCAUUUAUUUCCAGAUGGUCAAGGCUCAUAUGACGAAGAUCGUCAAACAAUUCUUAGAUGGAAAGAAUAUUGUAAAGCACGUUUAUUUUCAUC